Messenger RNA from Impatiens glandulifera, 1092 nucleotides. RefSeq names its product F-box/kelch-repeat protein At3g23880-like. Gene Ontology annotation, molecular function: protein binding. Lineage: Eukaryota; Viridiplantae; Streptophyta; Magnoliopsida; Ericales; Balsaminaceae. The transcript has 2 exons. Bases 1 to 1092 code for a protein of 363 amino acids. The record is from RefSeq and is a predicted model, not a curated record.
AUGGAUUGUGAUGAUAUGGAUUGUGAUGUUGUCCCAAUGGAUUGUGAUGAUAUGGAUUGUGAUGAUAUCCCUCCCUAUUUGCCAAUACAUAUUAUUGAAGAGAUUAUAGUGAGACUUCCCGUCAAAUCCCUCCUCCAAAUUAGGUGUGUUUGCAAAUCAUGGCAAGCUUUGACAUAUGAUCCCAUAUUCAUCCAAAGACAUUUGAGAGCUUCCACUAAAAAAGACGACGAUGAUGAUUAUGAACACAAAAGACUCCUUGUGAUGCCCGACUUUGCUCAUUUUAAUUUGAAAUCAUGUUCUUUGUCAUCGAAUAGUUGUUCUGUUAAUGGAUUGGUUUGUAUCAUUAUUGAUAAUAAAGUUUUAGUUAUAUGGAACCCAUGUACAGGAAAAUCAAAGAGACUACCUAAUUGUGGCUUCAAAAAGAGUCAAGCUCAAUAUAUAUAUGAAUUUGGCUAUGAUGAAGUUAGUUCCGACUAUAAAGUAGUUGCUAUUAAAUCUGAAAUAGUAAAUUUUCAAGUUACUUUCAAUAAUAAAGUAAAACUUUAUGGGUUAAAAAGUGAUUCAUGGAAAAAUAUUGGAGAUUUCUCGGGCAUACCCUUACAUAAUGCAUCGAGCAUAUUUGUGAGUGGAUCACUUCACUGGAUUAGUGUAACAGGACCCUUUAUGAAAAGUGUUAUUUCUCUUGAUCUAUCAAAAGAAACUUAUUCUACAAUCGUAGAGCCUUCUUACGGAGAAGGAUACAGGGAAGGAGAUGGAGAUGUUAUGGUUUCAAUUUUAGGGGUUUUAAGUGGAAACUUAUGUAUGCUAUCUUACAUGGAUGCGGAAUACGCUGAUUUAUGGGUGAUGAAGGAGUAUGGAAAAGUAGAAUCGUGGUAUAAAUUGUGUUCAAUGACGUAUCUACAAAAUCCAUUAAGUUUUCUAGUUUCUUCACCCUUGUAUAUUUCGAAGAAAAACGAAGUGGUUUUGCUGUUAGGAUCGCGUUUAAUAUCGUUUAAUAUUGAUAGCAAAAUCAUUAGUUAUCCGGAUAUUCAUGAUUGUUUUCAAGUAAGAGGUUAUUUAGAGAGUCUAGUCUCACCUUGUCCGGAAUUAUGA